AUGCCUGCUUCUACAGCCAACGACCUCCGCAGCGAGGCUCGCUCUUAUCAGCGGGACAAGAACCAUAACGCGAAAUGGGCGAAGGGAUUCCUCCCCCGCAAUUGCCCCCACGGCGUGUCUUCGCUGGCUAGCGGGCCCAUCUCGGGGACCGACUGCACUUCUUGCCAUGCACGGCCCAUGCACGAUCGGGAGCACAACCAUGGCUCAGGACGCGCAAAAAGGUUGCGGCAAAAGAAGGAAAAUGGCCAAGCCAAUACACUAGCCCGCAAGGCCUUCCGCAACAACAUCGAUGAUGCUGUUGACGGACCUCUCGCCCUCGUCACCGACGCCUCGAGUGACGAUGAUGUGAUGGACGCGUCGGCUGCGCCUCUUCCGGCCGAGGCCGACUACAUGUACUCCUACGAUCGCCCAAGUGGCCCGGCUAAUGGUCGUGAUGUGCUCUCUGCUGCUCUCAACAAGGCCGUCUUGCGCUUCGAGAGCACCGAGACCGAGAAGCUCGUUACUCGCGAAUACGAUGUCAUCGACCAGCUCAAGGAAGGCUACGCUGCCGACGAGGAUGAGGAUGACUUUGAGAUGAUCGAGCACGCUCACCUCAAGUGA
Cyphellophora europaea CBS 101466 is the source of this 600-nucleotide messenger RNA. RefSeq lists its product as uncharacterized. The record is from RefSeq and is a predicted model, not a curated record. The transcript has a single exon. Bases 1 to 600 code for a protein of 199 amino acids. NCBI's taxonomy places the organism in Eukaryota, Fungi, Ascomycota, Eurotiomycetes, Chaetothyriales, Cyphellophoraceae.